Messenger RNA from Drosophila subpulchrella, 1298 nucleotides. RefSeq names its product ficolin-3. The record is from RefSeq and is a predicted model, not a curated record. Lineage: Eukaryota; Metazoa; Arthropoda; Insecta; Diptera; Drosophilidae. The transcript is spliced from 3 exons. Bases 120 to 1277 code for a protein of 385 amino acids.
GACACAUGGACCACCAAAAGUGAUCUAUGGGACACAACAGAUGGCGGAAUUUGGGAACAUAUGUGAUGGAAAUUUUCUAAGCAGACUUCAGCUAGUUGGUGAUUGAACUUGGAAUUGGGAUGAUGAAGUUUUCUUUAAUUUUCCUGCUCGCCUGGAGCUCUGUAUUCCUGGGCAGCACCCAUACUACUAUAAGUCGGAUUAGAAAGUCUGAUAUAGGCUUGAAAUCUUUGGAGGAGCUAAUUUUGAUUAGAAAGACUCUGGCUAGGCAGGCUCUGAAGCUCAGGGGCUUGGAAAUAAACCUUCACCAUGUGCUGAGCAAGGUGGUCUUUCUUUCCGAUGCGGAUGUGCAUUCACCGGGGAGAUUCUCCUCCAAAGCAGAUCCCCUGACAGAGCUAUCAGAGCGGCUGAAUAUAUUGCUCAAGCGACUGAACCAGGAGGAUUUAGAUAAGCGGCCUUUGAAAGCUUGUCUGGAAAACGGCUCGAGGCUUCUGGAAACUUCUCUAAACCAGACCUUGCUGAAGGAUGUUUUCAAAGUUAAGGUCAUCCCGAAAGUUGAUUUUUACCAGCCCGCCAAAUCGGAUUGUUAUGAACUGGAUGAAGCUGUACGGGUGGAUGGCGUCUAUAGGUUCCUAGUUCCCGAGCGGAAUGAAGUCCAACGUGAUUUGCACGAGCGUUACUGCACCUUCGCAACAGAUGGUCCCGCCUGGACGGUGAUCCAGAACCGAGGUGGCUCCUACGAUCCCCCCGAGAACUUUAAUCGCAGCUGGGACGAGUACCGCGCGGGUUUUGGCAAUUUAUCCCGGGAUUUCUGGUUCGGCAACGAGUUCACGCACAAGAUUCUCUAUCGCGACGAUCAUGAAUUGAGAGUGGAGUUGCAGGAGGAGGAUCAGGAAGGCGUGGAUUGGGCGGAGUAUUCCAUUUUCCGACUGGACAGCGAGCGCUACAACUUCCAGCUUUCGGUGGAAGGUGACUUCCGGGGUUCGCUGCCAGAUGUUCUGGAGCAGCUCAAUGGAACGGAAUUUAGCACACACGAUCGGCGAAGGAAUGGGUAUCCCGAGAACUCCCCGGAUUCCACCUGCGCCGAGCAGUACGGCGGAGGUUGGUGGUUCGAUCGCUGCACACAGUCCAAUCUAAAUGGAGAACUUGGUGUCCACCAGAUAGCAAGUCCAGCCAUCAUCUGGUCGAAUUGGCGCACCGGAACCGACAAACCAAAAAUUUCGCGGAUGAUGAUACGACCCGUAAACCCAGUUCCGGGGGGUUACUUUUACGAGGACUAGGCGGCGGAUAGGAUAACUGGG